AUGGCAGAGGCACCUGUUGCCUCUGGCCAGCAUUACGAGGCCUUGCAGGCCGACCGCAAACUCCUGACAGCUCUCAUGGAGGCAGCGGCUGCUGGUAGGCGAGAGGGCCUGCGCACGGCUAUUCAGGCAAUAGAGGAGCGAUACAGCAGCCGUUUUACGAAGAAUGGAGGCCACUGUGGCGGCGAUUCGAGUGCGGGAUCCAAAGGAGCACCAGGCGCAGAGAGGGCAGCUGCCACGGAGAGCGACUUCCUGCUGGGGUUCAAGGAUGGGCAUGGAAGGACGGUAGUGCACUUUGCUGCCUUAGGGGGGUCACUUGAGGUGUUGCAAUUGGUGUUGGACAUGUGCCCAUCUGGGGUUGAUGCUCGAGACUCCAGCGGAAAGACCCCUUUGUUUACGGCAGCCUCGUUAGGGCACACAGAAGCCAUAGAACUGCUGCUGCAGAGAGGCGCUAAGGUGGAGGCAGAGAGCGAAGAAGGCUGUACAGCCCUUCAUGAAGCGGUCUACGCUGGUCAGCUGGCUGCAGUGCAAAAGCUCCUCUUAGCCAAGGGGACAGAUGUCAAUAAGGCUUCCUCUCUGGGGUAUCCAGUCCAAGUUGCAGCAGCUACAAUGCACAAGAACAUUCUGGAACUGCUGCUUCAGGCGGGAGCGAACCCUAACAGCGACGCAGGCACAUCGAAUACCCCAAGCCUUUUUCCCCCCGCUUUGGUCCUGGCUGCCUCGAAGAAGGAAUGCGAUAUCGUCCGCCUUCUCCUAGAAAAGGGGGCUGAUCCGAACGCCAUGGACAGUGAAGGCUUUGGGGCACUUCAUUGUGCAGCGGAGAACGACUGCACACGAUGCGCUCAAAUCCUUGUUGACUUCGGAGCAGACUGGGGACUGCCUGCUCGAGAUGGAUCCACCCCCCUGGAUUUAGCCCGGCAGCACAAAGCAAUGUCAGUUGUAAAGCUGCUGGAGGCGCUAGGCCCUUGUCCCCUUCCAAGAAGGGCAUCCCCCACUCCGCCUUUAGUAUCCGAGGAGGGUUCUCAGGGGCACAAAGAGGCAAAUGCCGCAGAGGGAGGCGAUGCAUCUGCAGCGGCGGUGUCGAUGUCAAUAGUUUUAGACCCUAACGGUUCUGUACGUAGCGAGGCUCAGGCUAAAGUUGAAAAGCUCAAGCAUGAUGGAAACAUGGCGUUCAGGAAGGGACGAUUCUCGGAGGCGAAGGCAAAAUACUCGCAGGCGAUCGAGGAGUGCCCUAAGGUGGAGGCGGCAAGGGAGCUCUUGGGGGUUCUCUUUUCAAACAGGAGCUUCGCAAAUGAACAUCUGUCAGAUGCGCAGGGAGCCCUUCACGAUGCCCUAGCGGCCACACAGCUCCGUCCCGAGUGGAGCAAAGCACACUACCGGCUGGCGCGCGCGCAUCGCCUCUCUGGGUGCACCGAAGAUUACAUAUCUGAGCUUUGGAUGGCCCUCCGUCUGGACCAGUCUAAUGCGCAGAUUCGCGAGGAGAUGGACGCUGCGGUAAAAGAGGCUCGACUGGCGCACAGGAGGGCGCAGGAGAAAGCAGUCGCGUAA
Molecule: messenger RNA, 1545 nt
Organism: Cyclospora cayetanensis
Lineage: Eukaryota; Apicomplexa; Conoidasida; Eucoccidiorida; Eimeriidae
Product: tankyrase-2
Exons: 7
Coding region: 1-1545 (514 amino acids)
Molecular function (GO): protein binding
Source: RefSeq, a predicted model, not a curated record